CUUUUUUAUCUAUAUCUGUACAUUCAUUCUGCCAUUCUAUAAAAAUAAUAACCAAAAUGGACGUAUUUUAUGUGAGAAAGAAUAAAUAAUUAAAAAGAUACGCAAGAAGGUAAACCGGCGGCGGUGAAAUGUACAACGGUAUCGGUCUUACGACGCCAAGGGGCUCCGGCACUAAUGGCUACGUGCAGAGAAACUGGGCAACUGUACGAAAAACCAAAGAUUCAGUAAAUUAUCGCACUGAAGAAGAGAUAUCGAAGUUAGAUGCCGCAUCAAAUAAACAGCCGAAUCAGGAGAUUCUUGACCAUGAAAGAAAAAGAAAAAUCGAAGUGAAAUGUGCUGAACUUGAAGACAGUUUAGAAGAGCAAGGGUUGCCGAAGGAGGAGAUAGCGGCGCGGGUGGCUGCCUUCCGGGCGAAACUUGCGGAUACCGGCGGCGGCGACAAGGACGUGCCCAGGGACGAGUUCGGCAGAGUAGCCGUCCGUGAAACGCACGCGGUGGCUGAGGCUCAGCAGGAGAAGAACGCGCGGUUGCGGGACGCGUUCGGCAUCUCGCCGCGCUUCGUGGAGGGCACCAGUCUGGACGCCGAGCGGCGCGCGCGCGACCUGGCCGCGCGGUACCCGCUCGUGCGCACGCCCAGCCACGAGCGCGACACAGACACACACACCAUCAAGAAGAAAAAGAAACGAAGCUCGUCGCCAGAUGCCAAGAAACUGAAGAAAAAGAAAUCCAAGAAGAAUAAGAAAGAAAAACAAGAGUCGAGCAAGAAGAAGAAGAAGCGUUCCAAGUCUCCAAACACGGACAGUUCGAGCAGCUCUGACGCACAGGACAGUGACUCCAGCUCCGAAGAUGAAAGACACAAGAAAAAAAAGAAGAAAAAAUCAAGCAGUAGGCGUCGAGCCAGCAGCGAGCCUUCCAGCCGGGAGAGUUCGCCUGUCAAACGUGAUAAAGAAAGACAACGAGACCGUACUAGUGAAACAAGAAAUAAUGACAUUGAAUACAGAAAGAAGGACCGUGAUGACAAGGCAAAAAAAUACGAUAGACGUGAAGAAUCAGUCCGCAACUCGCGACAAAGUGAUUCCAACUCGAGGAGGCGAGACGAGCGCAGCACGUCUAGAGAUCGGGACACCUCGCCCGAAUACAGGCGUAAAUCACAGAUCACCAAGAUAGACAAUAAAAGAGGUACUUCCAAAGAUGAUUUCGAAAGACCCAAAACGAAACGUUCAAGGCGUAAUCAGCACUCCUCGGGUGAAUCUGAAGAAGAAUCUCCACCGAAAAAGACUAGCAAACGAGACAAUAAGCAUCACCAAAAUAGUAUAUCUCCUCCACCAGAAAAGAAACGGCGCAAGAGUCCUUCGCCGGACUCCAGAAGAAGAGAAGAAUAUUACAGAAAAGAAAUGGACCGAGAAAGCAGCCGGAAUCACAGGGAUUCCUCUCGAGAAAAUCGAAGGGUUCCACGAAGAAGUGACUCUCCAGUACACAGAAAGAAAAAACAAGAUGAAUCAUACGACAGGAAGGAAAAGGAUGACAAAUAUGAAAUGAAAAUUAAGAAUAAUUAUGGACGCUAUGAAGAAGAACUGCCUAGACGUAGGAACUCGGAAAAUGAUGAUGAUCAUAGACGUAAGAAGAACAGAAGUCCUUCCAGAAAUCGACGCGAUACCUCACCUGAGACCCGUGAGAGGUCCCCGGUUAAAAAAAGUUACAAAAAUAGGGAAUCACGCAAAGACUUUGAUAGAAGUCAUAAAAACUCACGGUCUGAAAGAAAAUCAUCGUCAUCUGAUUCUGAACUUGAACCACCCCCAAAAAAGGCAUCAGAAAAAGAAUCUAAAAAUAAAAAUAGGUACUACAAAGAUAGCAGUUCAUCUCCGUCUAAAAGAGAGCGACGAAGAAGUCCAUCGCCAGAAUAUAGAAGAAAAGAUUCAUCUCCUAGAAACAAAGUGGAUAAGUACAAGUAUAGUGCAAAGUCGCAUGAAAAGAAAGGUGAAAAUAAUCGAUCACGGAAAAAGUCACCGACACCUGAAGUAAGACAUAGACGGAGAAAUUCUACCAGUAAGUCAAGGUCGCCAAGUCCUGAACGUAAGAGUUCAAAACAAGAAAAACGUAAGAACGACCUGCAGAGAACCAAGAAAUCUGAAAAACGUUCCGUUUCUCCCAAAGACAAACAUGUAAGUGAGCGAGGUCGCAAGGAGUCUCGCCGAGAGCGCUCCAAGUCGCACUCAAACCGCAAAAGCAGAAGUUCGUCCAGUCUUAGUUAUUCACCGGCUCGUCGGAGUCCAGAACGCUACCGCGACAUUAUAGAGAAGUUGCCAGAAAAAGACAAACGCAAAUAUAUCACAUCGCCGUCGGAUUUACAACCCAAGAAAAAAAAGAAGGAAAUCGAAAACUACAAACCGAAAGCAGUUUGCAUGAGGAGUUCGUCUAGCGAGAACGACGAAACCGAGGACGACUUUUUAAAAUUAGAUGAGAUCGCACAUCAGGAUGAACUGAUGGACAUUAAAGAAUUAAAAAAGUUAAAAGAAAAGUUGGCUCAGGUGGCUAAAGCAUCCAUGGAGCGAAAGAGAACGGAAGAAGUCAACGGUCCGUCGACCUCUCAGACUAAUCGGGAAGAUUCGAAACCGAAAGAAAAUGAUAAACCUAAAAAAACCCCGGUCGAAACUGAAAAAGAAAAGGCAACAACUCCCCAAGGAAACGAACGAAAAAAGAGUCCCGUUAAAGUAGAAAGCCCGAGAAAAGAAAAAAGUCCAGUUCGUGUAGACAGCUCUCCGGAGGUGAAGAAGCGCGGCCGCAGCGGGUCGCGGCGCAGCUACUCGCGCUCGUCGUCGCGGCGCUCGCGCUCGCGGUCUCGAUCGCGCUCGCGUGGCAAGUCCUCGCGCUCGCGGUCUCGGUCGCGGUCCCGGUCACGCUCCUCCCGUUCCAGGUCACGAUCAUAUUCUUCAUCCAGGCGCUCCCGCUCGAGUCGUUCCAGCUCGUAUAGCAGCAGAAGUUCGUCCCGAUCUUCACGCAGCUCUUCUCGUUCAACGCGUUCCUCACGAACAAUGACGGGCGUGUACGACGAUUACCGUAGAUCGAGCGAGACGCGCGCACGCACGCGCUCCCGCUCGCCAUCCAUUCCGCGCCGUGCGGGCUCGCCCAGUUUCUUGGAUAGGAGACGCAUCACGAGAAAAAGAUCACGCUAAAAUAGCACGAGUUCUGAAGACACGAGUUGUAGCUCCGUUAGUGAAGUGAUUGUGCUAGAUAUAUGGUAGUCUAAGUUAUAUGUAUUGUACUGAUAUUGCCAAUAUAAGUUUCACUUUUUCUAAUAUAUCGCUGAUAAUUUUCCAAACAGUUUUUCUCAUUACUACAUUAUGUAUUCACCAUUAACACGGGAGUAGUAGAGACUGACGUUCUUAUUGAAAUUGUGUAAUUUUACCAUAUGGUUUCCAGCACCUUUAUCCAGAUAGUGAUUGGCUGUGAGGUUUCAUAAUUUUAACAAAGUUGUCCCCAUCUUUCAGUCUCUGGGUUUGUAUUAGACAUUUCAACUGGGGUAAUAAUGAUAUAUCUCAUGUGCUAUGGCGUUUAUAAUUAUGGUUGCUUUAACGGGGGUGUGCUACUAAAAUAUUUCUUUUAAACUUCGUUUUCUUUGAGAUAAUCAGGUCAUUAGUUUUACAAUUAUUAACUAUUUCUUUAUAUACUUAUCAAAAGUUAAUUGCCAUCAAAUUUUAAUCCAAGUACGAAAUGAUGUUGUAUUUAAGUUCAAACUUAUGACCUGUAGUGAAUAUUUCAUUGUAUAAUUUAAAUACUAUGAAUUAAUGAAUAUUUUUUCUUCCGUAGCGCACCCAUAAUAGACCUAAAUAGAGGGCCAAACAAAUUCAAGUAUAAACAAAGAAGAUAAAUGAAUUAUUGCCAAUUAUUUUAAGGAUUCUUAGUAAUGGACGCCAGAUGUAUUGUGCUAUAUUGAAAGAGUAUCUUUUCCAGCGUGUUUUCUGUUAAUAAAAUAUUGUGUUUUGAUUAAAGUAUAUUGUGAAACUUUA
Pectinophora gossypiella (pink bollworm) is the source of this 4007-nucleotide messenger RNA. RefSeq names its product serine/arginine repetitive matrix protein 2 (gene Srrm234). The transcript has 11 exons. The coding region runs from base 129 to 3173 and encodes 1014 amino acids. The record is from RefSeq and is a predicted model, not a curated record. NCBI's taxonomy places the organism in Eukaryota, Metazoa, Arthropoda, Insecta, Lepidoptera, Gelechiidae.